Messenger RNA from Thermothelomyces thermophilus ATCC 42464, 1065 nucleotides. RefSeq lists its product as uncharacterized. The transcript is spliced from 5 exons. The record is from RefSeq and is a predicted model, not a curated record. The coding region runs from base 1 to 1065 and encodes 354 amino acids. NCBI's taxonomy places the organism in Eukaryota, Fungi, Ascomycota, Sordariomycetes, Sordariales, Chaetomiaceae. Gene Ontology annotation, molecular function: oxidoreductase activity.
AUGGUUCUGUCAAAAGUCUGGGGAGCGACCCUCCUCGCUGGUUUUGCGGUCGCCCAAACGUACCCUCCAGAUGUGGUUGAUCAGCUGGCGAAGGAUAGUUUGCCCAAGCUCAAAGAAUGGCUCGAGAGGAACCCACAGGAGGGAUGUACCUACGAGACGGCAGUCAAGCGGCGGGAAUGGAGGGACUUGACCGUCGAGGAACGCAAGGCAUACACGGAUGCCGUCCUCUGCCUCCAGUCGAAGCCUGCCUUGACAAGUGACCAAGCGCCGGGAGCCAAGAGCAGGUUUGACGAUUAUGUCGUCAUCCAUAUCCAACAAACACCGAGGAACCAUGGCUCGUACUGGAACUGGGAUCGAUAUGCUAAAGACCCCGCCAACUCGCCGCUCUUCGACGGCAGCGAGGGCAGCAUGGGUAGCAACGGUGCCAAGGAAGAACACCAGGGCAUUCCUAUCCCCGGUGCGCCGCCUCCGUACAACAUGAUCCCGCCCGGGGACGGCGGUGGCUGCGUGACCUCGGGCCCCUUUAAGAACAUGACCGUCAACGUCGGCCCAAUCGCGCCGACGCUGAACGUGCAGCGCAACCCGCGGGCGGACGGGCUGGGGUACAACCCACGGUGCCUGCGGCGCGACAUCAACAAGCACUCCGCGGCGGUGACGACGGCCAACUACACGUACGACCUCAUCACCAACAACCACGAGAUCUACUGGUUCCAGACGGUCAUGGAGGGCCAGUUCCCGCAAGGCAAGUGGGGAGUGCACGCGGGAGGGCACUACACCGUCUCGGGCGACCCCGCAGGCGACUUCUACGUCAGCCCCGGCGACCCCGUCUUCUGGCUGCACCACGCCAUGAUCGACCGCGUCUGGUGGAUCUGGCAGCUCCAGGACCUCGACAGCCGCCUGACCCAGGUGAGCAUGACCAAGACCAUGAACAACUUCCCCCCCAGCGAGAACGGCACCCUCGACGACCUCAGCGGCCUCGGCGUGCUCGCCCCGGACGUCACCGUCCGGGAGCUCAUGAACACCAUGGGAGGGAUCGGCGGUAAGUUUUGCUACAUCUACGAGUAA